This is a messenger RNA of Molossus molossus (Pallas's mastiff bat), 900 nucleotides long. RefSeq names its product taste 2 receptor member 1 (gene TAS2R1). NCBI's taxonomy places the organism in Eukaryota, Metazoa, Chordata, Mammalia, Chiroptera, Molossidae. Gene Ontology annotation, biological process: G protein-coupled receptor signaling pathway; sensory perception of taste; detection of chemical stimulus involved in sensory perception of bitter taste. The record is from RefSeq and is a predicted model, not a curated record. Gene Ontology annotation, cellular component: membrane. The transcript has a single exon. Gene Ontology annotation, molecular function: bitter taste receptor activity; G protein-coupled receptor activity. Bases 1 to 900 code for a protein of 299 amino acids.
AUGCUACAGUCUCACAUCAUUACCCAUCUUAUUUUUUCAGUGAUACAGUUUCUCAUAGCGGUUUUAGCAAAUGGCAUCAUCGUGGUUGUGAACGGCACAGAGUUGAUCAAGCAGAGAAAGAUGGUGCCCUUGGACCUCCUCCUGUGCUGCCUGGCAACUUCCAGGAUUUGUCUCCAGAUAGUCAUCACGUACUCUAAUCUGGCUGUUCUUUCCUUGACUGACUUACCUCUAAUCCCUUGGAUUUCUGUGAUUUUCAUGUACAUACACGAAUUGGAACUUUGGCUUGCUACAUGGCUCAGCGUUUUCUACUGUCUCAAGAUUGUCACCAUCGCUCACCCACUCUUCCUUUGGUUGAAGUUGAGGAUCUCCAAGUUGGUGCCAUGGCUAAUUUUGGGGUCGUUGUUAUAUAUAUCUUUCAAUUGUGUCUUCUACCAUAAAUAUAUAUGGAUUAUUUCACAAAAAUCCUGGUUGGGGCUUUUCUCCGAAAAUGCAACAACUCAAACCAAAGACUUAUUUACAUUACAGUUUGCCCUUCUGCUCGCUGAGCUCUUAUUGCCCUUACUUAUCUUCCUUAUCUCUGCUCUUCUCGUGAUAUUUUCUCUGGGGAGGCAUACCCAGCAGAUGAUGAGCAUGACAACGGGCCCCAGGCACCCUCGCAUGAAUGUCUACAUCAGCACACUCCUGUCCAUCCUGUCCUUCCUGGUCCUCUACCUCUCCCAGUACAUGAUGGCUGCUUUAGUUUUCUUUGAAAUUUUCAAAGUUAGAAACUUCAUCUUUCUGUUCUGCCUGUUGGUGUUUGGUUCAUACCCCUCUGUCCACUCUGUUAUCUUAAUUUUAGGAAAUCCUAAACUGAGACAAAAUGCAAAGAAGUUCCUCCUCCACAGUAAGUGCUGUCCAUGA